UAAACUCCAUUCGGAUCCAAAUCCAGCACUUCCAUCUUCCCUGCAAUUUCACGCUUCAAUAAUCUUAUUCUUAUUACCAGCAGGGACCACCAGGCCACCUACUUCUGGAAAAAGCCUUGCCUUCCAAACGCGUUUAUAUUGACUUUGAAGCACACACAAGUCUUCCACGCCUACCUUCAUCAACUUCCAAACACUGAUCUCUCCCCGUAUUUUCAUACUUGCAGUCGAUGAUGGCCGAAGCUUUUGUUCAAAUUCUACUGGACAAUUUGAACUCACUCAUCGGAAAUGAGGUUGGGUUGCUCUGGGGUGUUGACAAAGAAAUGAAAAAACUUUCCAGCUUGUUCUCAACUAUUCAGGCCGUGCUUGAAGACGCUGGGGAGAGGCAAGUAGAGGACAAGGCAAUCAAGAAUUGGUUAAGGAAGCUAAAAGAGGCGGCUUAUGUGGUAGAUGACAUCUUGGAUGAUUGCGCCACUGAAGCCUCUCGAUUAGAGCAUAAAUGCCAGAAUUCAAGGUUUAUAAACAAGACAAUGUCUUCUUUCAUGCAUAAACUUCGUCCACAUAAUAUUUUAUUCUGUCACAAGAUCGGUGUUAGGAUGAGAGAGAUUACAGAAAGGUUAGAUGAAAUUGCUCAAGAGCGAAGUAAAUUUCAUUUGAAUGAGUUUGUUUCAGAUAGGCGAAAUGAAGUCACAGAAAGACGCCAAACUGCCUCCAUUAUUACGCAAUCUCAUGUAUAUGGAAGAGACGAGGAUAAAGAAAAAAUUAUUGAAUGCCUGGUGAAGCGUGUAGCCUGUUGUGAUGACAUUUCAAUCUACCCAAUAGUUGGUUUAGGAGGCCUCGGAAAGACAACACUUGCUCAAGUAGUCUUCAAUGAUGAAAGAGUGAAGAGUCAUUUUGAGGUGAGAAUUUGGGUUUGUGUCUCUGAGGAUUUCAAUGUGAGGAGGAUUGUUAAAGCUAUUAUUGAAUCUGCAAGUGGAACUACUUGUGAAUUCUUAGACUUGGACCCUUUGCAGCGACGACUACAAGAGUUAAUUAAAGAGAAACGGUAUCUGCUAGUUCUCGAUGAUGUGUGGAAUGAAGAUCAAGACUUGUGGGAUAGAUUAAAGUUCGUAUUGGCGUGUGGGUCAAAAGGGGCUUCAAUCGUCGUCACAACUCGUAUCAACAGGGUUGCAUCAAUUAUGGGAACGCUCCCUCAUCAUAAUUUAUCAGGAUUACUGGAGGAUGAUUGCUGGUCCUUGUUUAAGGAGCGUGCAUUUGGACCUGACAAAGAAGAACGUCCAAACCUUUUAGCAUUGGGAAAGGAGAUAGUGAAGAAGUGUGGGGGUGUGCCUCUAGCUGUAAAGUCUCUAGGCAGUCUGAUGCGCUUUAAAGACAAGGAGGAUGAAUGGCUCUCUGUUAGGGACAGUGAACUUUGGAACUUGCCACUUGGGGAAAACUCUAUCUUGCCAGCUUUACGGUUGAGUUACUCUCAUUUACCAUCAAAAUUUAAACAAUGUUUUGCUUAUUGUGCUUUCUUUCCUAAGGAUUUUCGGAUUGAGAAAACAAAGCUGAUUCAUCUAUGGAUGGCCAACGGGUUUAUUACUUCCUCGGGAAAACAGGAGCUAGAAGAUAUUGGUAAUGAGAUAUGCAAUGAAUUAUGUUGGAGAUCUUUUCUUCUUGAUGGUGAGAAAUAUAAGAUUGGUGACAUCGUCAGAUUUUCUAUGCAUGACCUUGUUCAUGAUCUUGCCCAAUCUAUAAUGGAAGAUGAAUGUCAUCUAGUGAAGUCUCAUUGCUCAAAUCCUAUCUCAAAAAGAACGGUUCAUGUUGGAAUAAAUUUUGAUUUUCUGCAGUCGUUUAUGAAUGCUAAUGCUUUGCAUGGAUCUGAAACCGUAAGGACAAUUUAUCUGCUGCCAGGUACAAGCAGUCCAGAGAAUGCCUUCGACUUUUCUUGUGACUUCUCAAGAUUAAGAGCAUUAUCUGCGUGUCGGUAUAGUGGGAAGAAGUUGUCUUCAAUUAGCCAUUUGACGCAUUUAAGGUACUUGAACCUUUCUUACUCUAAUAUCGUUAAGCUUCCAGAAUCAAUUUGUGGGUUGUUUAAUAUGCAGAUUUUGAUACUAGAAAGAUGUUAUUCUCUUUUGGAACUACCUAAACAGAUGAGGUGCCUAAAAAAUCUACGACAUCUUCACCUUAAUGGUUGUUCUGAAUUAUCUCAAAUGCCCCAAAAAAUGGGACAGAUCACUUGCUUACAGACUUUAACUUUGUUCGUUGUGAGUGAGAAAGGUUCUCACCUAGCUGAAUUGAAAGGUUUAAAUCUAGGAGGAGAGUUGCAUAUUAAAUAUCUCGAGAGAGUGGGCAAUCCGCUGGAUGCAAAGGAAGCAAAUUUGUUGGGAAAGCAAAAUCUCCGCCGCUUGACCUUGUCCUGGGAACAAGUUAGUGAAUCUGAAUUGCCGGAAAAUGCUGAGGAGGUCCUUGAUGCCCUUGAGCCUCCCCGAAACCUUGAGCAUUUGGUUAUAAGAAAAUACAAAGGUGUCCAGUUUCCACUUUGGGUGAAUGAUCAAAAUCUUAGUAAGGUUGUUUCUAUUGAGCUCUCACAGUGUCCAAAUUGUGUUCAGCUUUCUUCCUUUUGGAAACUACCUUUCCUUCAACGUCUUGCACUCUAUAGAAUGACUCAAGUAUCGUACAUUAACGACGAUAUUCAAAGUGCAGGACUAAUAGGAAGAUUCCCAUCUUUGAAGAAACUUGAGAUUUAUGAUAUGCCAAGGUUACAGAGGUUGACGAAAGAGGAUGGAGAAGAAUUUUUCCCGUGUCUUACCAACCUGGAAAUUUUUGAUUGCUGUAAAUUGACUUUGCCACGUCUUCCUUCAUUGGAACGCUUAUGGGUGAAAGGUUGCAGUGACGCGAUGCUGAGAUCAAUCUCAGACGCUAGACGCCUUGAUCGCCUAAAUUUACUUGAUAACAAUGAGUCAAUUUACCUUCCACGAGGGAUGUUGCAAAACCUCACCUCUCUUCAUUCAGUUACUAUUCGAAAUUUCAGCAAGCUUAAGGGGCUUCCCACAGAGUUGCAACAGCUUUCCAGCCUCCGGAGCUUGAACCUUAUUAACUGCCCAGAGUUGGUAGCCCUUCCUGAAGGUAUUAAACGCCUCAGUUCCCUCCAGCAUUUAACCAUAUCUGGUGCAGAUUUAGGUGUUCAAUUAGAGUUUAAUUCAAAAAUACCCACCGACUUUAGUCAAGCCACAUAUUGUUCAUAUAGACCUGCUUCUAAGGCUAAGUUGGCAGUCUUGCCAGAGGUCUUAAGGCAUAUCCCUGCACUGCAGUCUUUCUGUAUAUCCAGCUACCCUGAUCUGGCAUUAUUACCUGACUGGCUGGGAGACCUCACAUCACUUCAAUCUUUUUACAUCUAUUACUGCCCAAAAUUGUCAUCUCUUCCCGCUAGCAUUCAGAGUCUCAGCAAUCUACAGAAACUGGAGAUUUAUUACUGCCCUGAACUGGUUAAGCGAUGUGAGAAAGAAACCGGGGAGGAUUGGUACAAAGUAGCACACAUUCCGAACGUUACAGUGGAAUUGGAAGAUAAAAGUUGGAAUCGGCACGCAAACGUUAGUGCAAAUGAGAAAUACAAAACAAGUAAAACUAAUUGUUGCAUCAAGUUGAAUGAUAUGAUGGGCAUUUGAUUUCAGAGGUGAAUUCAAAUUGAAUUGAGAUGAGCUUGGGGUACGCUUGAUUUGAAUUUAUAAUACUUAAUUCAAACUUUUUUAUAUUAGUGUAAAGUAUUUUUGAAAGAUUAUUAAUAAGGUUAACAGAAUUAUAAAAAAAGUGAAUAAUAUUGUUUGAAUGACAAACAAAAACUUCUGAAAAUGUGAAAAAGAAUAUAACCUUUGUUUUCCA
Molecule: messenger RNA, 3858 nt
Organism: Mangifera indica (mango)
Lineage: Eukaryota; Viridiplantae; Streptophyta; Magnoliopsida; Sapindales; Anacardiaceae
Product: putative disease resistance protein RGA3
Exons: 2
Coding region: 228-3644 (1138 amino acids)
Biological process (GO): defense response to other organism
Molecular function (GO): ADP binding
Source: RefSeq, a predicted model, not a curated record